This is a messenger RNA of Eucalyptus grandis, 894 nucleotides long. RefSeq lists its product as uncharacterized. The coding region runs from base 137 to 769 and encodes 210 amino acids. The transcript is spliced from 6 exons. The record is from RefSeq and is a predicted model, not a curated record. Gene Ontology annotation, biological process: positive regulation of proteasomal ubiquitin-dependent protein catabolic process. Lineage: Eukaryota; Viridiplantae; Streptophyta; Magnoliopsida; Myrtales; Myrtaceae. Gene Ontology annotation, cellular component: Cul4-RING E3 ubiquitin ligase complex.
AUUUCUCGGGAUCAAAGGAGCAGUUUUGGUCUUGUGUUUCCUUGCUCCUCAUUGACUCGCGUCGCCUCUCUCUCUCUCUCUUCUCUCAAUUCUGUAGCGCGCAUCCGGCGGCGAGGGGGCGGGCCCUCCGGCGGCCAUGGAAGGCAGCUCCAGCCACCUCUCCCCUCCGAAUCCGACGGCGUCCAAGCUCCUCUCCAACCUCCCCUCCCGCGGCCUCUUCUCCUCCACCGUCCUCUCCUCCAAUCCGGGUGGGAUGCGAGUUUACGUUUGUGAGCAUGACACUUCACCACCAGAGGGGCAAGUAAUAAAGACAAACCAACAAAAUAUACUGAUAAGAGCACUCACGAUCAGGAAACAGAGGGGAGAGCCUAGCUCGAGGACUGCAAAGGGUGUGGCAAUAGCUGAAGGUUCUAGGAAGAGAGCAUCUGAGAGACUUUUGGACAGUGGGACGUCAUCUAAGAGACCUGCUGGUCAAGCUGGUUCUCGACAAGAGGGUUCAAGCAAUCAUUUACUGGACAGGGACUUGCACAGUUUGACUGUGGAGAGGCUUCGUGCGCUUCUGAAGGAAAGGGGUCUUUCUACCAAAGGCAAGAAGGAUGACUUGAUCACGCGCUUAAAGGUGCAAUUGGCUAAGGAUCCCGUGGAGAAAGGUCGAGUAAAGCGCCCUUAUUGUACCGAACUUAUAGAAAGGAUGAGAAGGUUAAGUGGUUGUCAUAGUGGAUUGGAAUAUUGUAGGGGGCGGGACGGUGGGGAACCAAACUCACACUGACUUGAAGGGAGAGAGAGAGUUACUAGUUGGUGUGUUGAGCUAUACAGUUUGAUUAAUUGUGUUCUUGAUGGGUCUGUGCUGAACGUUCUAAAUUUGUUUUUUGGGGAAUGUGGGUUUUCUUAAAA